AUGACAACCAGCAGCCCGCCUUUGACCCCCGACCAGCGACAUUUUGCCUCUGUGGUCCCCAUCAGCGACUUCGCGUUGGCGUCGAGACCGAGUUUCACUGCUGCGGAGAGGGAGAAGAGGUCGUGGGCUCAGAUCGUGUCGGCUAUCAAUGCUGCCCUGUUGAUCAAACAUUCAAUGGCUGGUCUUGUGAGAAGGUCUGCAAGAAUGGCAGACUUCUGGUGGAUGGCGAGUGCGCACGUCCACCUGGUACGGUCGAAUCGUUCGACGGAACUUGCGACACACGGGCCAAGCCUGACUGUUCAUCUGGUUUAA
Penicillium daleae is the source of this 312-nucleotide messenger RNA. RefSeq lists its product as uncharacterized. The transcript has a single exon. Lineage: Eukaryota; Fungi; Ascomycota; Eurotiomycetes; Eurotiales; Aspergillaceae. The record is from RefSeq and is a predicted model, not a curated record. The coding region runs from base 1 to 312 and encodes 103 amino acids.